UCCAUCUCUCAGCGGCCCGGGAACAGUGCAAGGAGGGAAAAGGGACGCGCCCCAGAAUGUGAGACUCCCACCAGGAAAAGCAGUCUGGGCUCGUCCUGGGGCAGCGGAUCUGACAGCCCCUGCGACCUAAGCGGACCGUGCUGCCAGCCCUGGGUUGUCCCCGCAGUGUGCGGGAAUCAAAGGUGUUGGGCCAGACCAGCAAGAACGAUUCCUGCAUUUCUCCGAGACCGCGCCAACCUGCACAGCGCCUAAGCUUCAGGCAGCCCCUAGACGUCCCUUGGUGACCCUGAAAGCCCCUGCAGGGCGCUCCUUGAUUCCCACCAGGCAGCCUGCCAGCGUGGAAGAAUCCUGGGAGGACUGGAGUGAACUGUCUUGAGACCACCAAGUCGGGGGGAGGGACCUCCUGGCUCAGACCCUUCCCUCCUGGCUCAGGCCCUUCCCCACCCGGGGCGAGCGUGGUCGCCAAACGUGCAGACCAUGGCGGACAGCGGCGGCUCCACCAGCAACUCCAGCCCCUGGUGGAAAUCUCUAACCAGGAAGAAAAGCAAAGAAGUCACCGUGGGAGCACAGCCUCAUGUUCAGCCAGAGGCGGAGGAUCACACACCGCCUUACUUGGAUCGGACUAGCAGCUCUGGAGAGAACCAGCACUCCGAUGUCCUUGGGGACACACGAGAGCCCCCCGGGUCAGAUAAGUUGGGUGAGGAGAAAUCAGGCAACAGCCGGCGUAAUUUGAAGAUCUCACGCUCUGGCCGAUUUAAGGAGAAGAGGAAAGUACGUGCCACACUGCUUCCCGAAGGAGACAGGUCCCCUGAGGAGGAGGCCGAUUUUCCGGAUGACCCCCAGGAGGACAAGCAAUAG
This is a messenger RNA of Arvicola amphibius (Eurasian water vole), 858 nucleotides long. It is a transcript of the gene Prr15, whose product is annotated as proline rich 15. Lineage: Eukaryota; Metazoa; Chordata; Mammalia; Rodentia; Cricetidae. The record is from RefSeq and is a predicted model, not a curated record. The coding region runs from base 478 to 858 and encodes 126 amino acids. The transcript has 2 exons.